This is a messenger RNA of Penicillium diatomitis, 1104 nucleotides long. RefSeq lists its product as uncharacterized. The transcript has 2 exons. The record is from RefSeq and is a predicted model, not a curated record. Gene Ontology annotation, molecular function: ATP binding; ATP:ADP adenylyltransferase activity. Lineage: Eukaryota; Fungi; Ascomycota; Eurotiomycetes; Eurotiales; Aspergillaceae. Gene Ontology annotation, biological process: nucleotide metabolic process. Bases 1 to 1104 code for a protein of 367 amino acids.
AUGAAAUUGGGACUCUCUGAGAACCUGUCCACAUUGGUGGCCCGGCGCUGGAAGGCUGCCAAAGAUGGCGGACAUCUUGUCUUUUCUCCCACGCAGCUCUCGAUCAUAACCACGGGAGGCAUUCCGCAAACGGUCACACAAAAUCUAACAAGCCUCGGUCCCUUGAAGUACCAGCUUAGAUUCUGCCCAGCUUUGGCAAUGAAACCCCAAGACUCCAAAAACAACACCUCUGCGCAACCGAAACCGAAGAAAGUCGAUCCGUUCGAGAACCCAUCGCCAGAUCUAUUAAUCGCGAGCUUUCCCCCUCGAGACCCGACGCAUGCCCUCAUCCUCAACAAGUUCCCCGUCAUCCCUGAUCAUUUCAUUCUCUCCACGAGAGCUUGGAAAGCUCAAACCGAUAUAUUGGAGACUGCCGACCUCGCAGCCACGCACGAAUGUCUCCGCGCCUGGGGAGACAAGUCGGCCUCAAGCCAAAACCGUCCAGAUUCAUCGUCAACCUCGACCGACCGCCUGUUCGCAUUCUUCAACUCGGGUGAAGAAAGCGGCGCCAGUCAAUCCCAUCGACAUAUUCAGUUUCUCCCGGUAGAGGCAAUGCGCUCGUCAGCCGGUGAUUCUUGGAAACCUCUCAUCGACUUUGUUACCUCUCAACCUCGUAAUCGAUCGACAUUCCAAUCCCACCCGAGCCUGCCAUUUACGCACUUUGCACUGCCGCUUCCACCAAACCCUGCCCCCGAAACGCUACAUUCAAUCUAUACCACCUUAUAUCGCGCUGCUGUGGGUGCCGUCCAGGGACUCGACCCUCGCGAUGGUCUCCCAUCUGUUGCGGACCACGGGCCAUCUGCCAUCAGUUAUAAUCUUGCCAUGACAUUGGAGACGAUGAUGAUUGUACCGCGCCGAUCGGAAACCGCCCAUGUGCCGGUCGAUGUGUCAGCUGCUGGGGACAUUGCAGAUCCGGGACUCGUUUCGCUGAACGGAACCAUCUUGGCCGGUACAUUGAUGGUCAAGGCGGAAGCAGAGUGGGAUGUGUUGAGAGCGCAGCCGGACGUUCUCGGGCGCAUUCUGAGGGAUGUUGGCGUGCCUGGGCCGGGGCAUGCUUCUCUGUAA